Messenger RNA from Acanthocheilonema viteae, 257 nucleotides. The record is from the annotation of a GenBank genome assembly. NCBI's taxonomy places the organism in Eukaryota, Metazoa, Nematoda, Chromadorea, Rhabditida, Onchocercidae.
AUGGUAAAUACUAAUGAUUGUACUGUUUUUCAGUCAAUGAAUAUGAGUUGUCAGCUGCUUCAUCCUGAUGAGGACAGAUUUUUCACUUUCGCCUUAAAUCUUGUUAAUAAAGCUGGGAUACUGGUUCGAACUGCCUUCGAGCAACCAUGUUCAGAAGUGCAUACGAAAAUGUCGAACACUGAUUUGGUGACCGAAACAGACCAAGCGGUUGAAAAGAUGUUGAUCGAAAAUCUUUCGAAAGAAUUCCCUGAUCAUAA